AUGGGCUGCACAUUGGCAGCCAGGUUUAUGAUGGUAUGACCUCAUACUUAAUGGCUUUCACAGCUACACAGUUGAGUGUCUAGUUUGCAGCACAUUUUGCUAAGCAAUAUUGACCUCCCCUGUUGCUGUACAUGAUUCAGAACUAACUUACAGGAUGAAAACAGUCCUACAUGUAAUUACAUGCUACAUUACAACUACAGUACAGGAAGUGCAUCAAGAAUGUUAGAGCCAACAUAUUUGUGCUUUGAAGUGUUUUGUAAUUUGAAUGGUUUGAGUUUGAAUCCAGGGAGAUUGAUGUUUAUUUUAAUAAAUUAAACUUAUCUGUCCCCUUUUUCUCAUUUACAGAGUCAUUAGAUGAGCUCACCACAAUGGUGGUCAAGCUGUUUGGAGAGGUGGAAAACAAGAAUGUACCUAUCCCAGAGUUCCCUGAGCACCCCUUCCAGGAGGAGCACCUCAGGGUGAGCUCCUUAGUUUGCAGACCCACACACACACACCAGAGUUUCUGUUAGCUAGUAAUUGGUGGCUUUUGGCUAUAAAAUAAAUGCAAAGCCGGUAAAUAAAACUGCCAUCCAAAAUGAUCGUUUUUUAUUAAUUAAUGGAAAUACCAAUCGAUAUGUAUACAUUUGACCGUCAUGCUUAUCGUCUAUAGGUUAAUUUGUUUAAUUUAGUGGAAUUCAAUUGGCCUGGGUUUUUUCGUUAGUCAUGUAUUUUAUUUUUUCAACAACUGUCACACAUGCACAGCACCGAUUUUGAAUGAGAUUUCUCCAAUUUCUCAGUUGGUUGCUACUGCAGUAAAACAUGAUUUGAUAAGCCCAUUCAUUGCGCAACAAUUCUAAAUGCAAUCACGUGUUAACAGUUUUGGUGCAUGAUUAAAAAGAGCUAUUUUUAUUUCUCAAAUGGUAAUUGAAGCGCGUCACCCACCACUUUAGGAGCUUUUGAUUCGAAGCAAUCGAACAGCUAUUUUUUUUAUUUAAAGGAGCUAAUGAUCAUUUCUUCUUCUGUGGCUAAUUCAUGCUUUCUGGUGAAGGAUUUUGAAUGAUUUUAUUUAUGUUUAGACUGGAGUAAUUAUAUAGUUUUGACAAAUGUAGUUCCAUUUACAUCCCUACUGGACCCACUGUUAUGGUUUUCACAUCAACUUUCUUUCGUUGUCCAGAAGCCAAAGGCACAAUCCUAGUCAUAUUAGCAACUCAUCCUAGUUGUUGGAUCUUUUAGAUUCCCCCUCUUUCUGAGUUUCUAACAGAGAUUUUCAUCUGUCAUAUAUUGAACCGCUAUCAGGUGCGCUGUUUAGAAUGGUGUUUUCCCAGGUGCACUGUUUAGAAUGGUGUUUUCCUGCAAAUUGCAUUUUGGCAAAUGUUUGAAAAUUAGGUUUUAUUGGCUGCUUCAUUACAUGAGUGGCAUGUUCUGUUGAGAUGCAUUACCAUAAUCUAAAUGUGAUUUCUGUCAUUCUGAGCACCGUGGCCGGUAAAUCUUCCCGGUCACAUUGUCCGGCACCACAUUUUCCUAACGGAAACUCUGACACACACACACACACACAAAUAUACAGUGCAUUCGGAAAGUAUUCAGACCCCUUGACUUUUUACAGCCUUAUUCUAAAAUUGAUUGAAUUGUUUUUUUCCCUCAUCAAUCUAUACACAAUACCCCAUAAUGACAAAGCGAAAACAGGUUUGUAGAAAUGUUUGCAAAUGUAUUAAAAAUAAAAGGCAUACCUUAUUUACAUAAGUAUUCAGACCCUUUGCUAUGAGACUCAAAAUUGAGCUCAGGUGCAUCCUGUUUCCAUUGAUCAUCCUUGAGAUGUUUCUACAACUUGAUUGGAGUUCACCUGUGGUAAAUUCAAUUGAUUGGACAUGAUUUGGAAAGGCCCACACCUGUCUAUAUAAGGUCCCACAGUUGACAGUGCAUGUCAGAGCAAAAACCAAGCCAUAAGGUCGGAGGAAUGGUCCGUAGAGCUCCGAGAUUGUUUCGAGGCACAGAUCUGGGGAAGGGUACCAAAACAAUUCUGCUGCAUUGAAGGUCCCCAAGAACAGUGGCUUCCAUUUUGUUUAAUGGAAGACGUUUGGAACCACCAAUAAUCUUGCUAGAGCUGGCCACCUGGCCAAACUGAGCAAUCGGGGGAGAAGGGAUUUGGUCAGGAUGGUGACCAAGAACCUGAUGGUCACUCUGACAGAGCUCCAGAGUUCCUCUGUGGAGAUGGGAGAACCUUCCAGAAGGACAAACAUCUCUGCAGCACUCCACCAAUCAGGCCUUUAUGGUAGUGGCCAGACGGAAGUCACUCCUCAGUAAAAGGCACAUGACAGCCCGCUUGGAGUUUGCCAAAAGGUACCUAAAGGACUCUCGGACCAUGAGAAACAAGAUUCUCUGGUCUGAUGAAACCUAGAUUGAACUCUUUGGCCUGAAUGCCAAGCGUCACAUCUGGAGGAAACCUGGCACCAUCCCUACAGUGAAGCAUUGUGGUGGCAGCGUCAUACUGUGGGGAUGUUUUUCAGCGGCAGGGACUGGGAGACUAGUCAGGAUCGAGGGAAAGCUGAAUAGAGCAAAGUACACAGAGAUUCUUGAUGAAAACCUGCUCCACAGCUCUCAGGACCUCAGACUGGGGCAAAGGUUCACCUUCCAACAGGAAAACAACCCUAAGCACACAGCCAAUACAAUGCAGGAGUGGGUUCAGGACAAGUCUGAAUGUCCAUGAGUGGCCCAGCCAGAGCCCGGACUUGAACCCGAUUGAACGUAUCUGGGGAGACAUGAAAAUAGCUGUGCGUCGACGCUCCCCAUCCAACCUGACAGAGCUUGAGAGGAUCUGCAGAGAAGAAUGGGAGAAACUCCCCAAAUACAGGUGUACCAAGCUUGUAGCGUCAUACCCAAGAAGACUCGAGGCUGUAAUUGCUGCCAAAGGUGCUUCAACAAAGUACUGGGUAAAGGGUCUGAAUAUUUAUGUAAAUGUGAUAUUUCUGUUAUAAAACGUUUUUUUUGUUGCUAACUAUUCUAAACUUUUUUGCCCUGUCAUUAUGGGGUAUUGUGUGUAGAUUGAUGAGCAGAAAAAAAAACAAUUUAAUCCAUUUUAGAAUAAGACUAAUGUAACAAAGUGGAAAAAGUCAAGGGGUCUGAAUAGUUUCCUAAUGCACUGUAUGGACACACAAUUUAAUACAUACUACCAUUGAACAGUUGUGCAACUGAGAUCCUUUUCAUAAUUCUCAAUUCAAAUAUCUCCUUCCUAAAUUCCCCCCACAGCAAUUCUACAAAGUGGUGCCUAUCAAGGACAUUAGGAACUUGUAUGUGACGUUCCCCAUCCCAGACCUGCAGAAGUAUUACAAGUCCAACCCAGGCCACUACCUGGGCCACCUGAUAGGCCACGAGGGCCCAGGGAGCCUGCUGUCUGAGCUCAAAUCCAAAGGUAGGCCAGAGGACUGUGAUUUAAUCUUAGUUAAGAUUUAGGGCUUGAUGGAAUGGUAGAAAUAUCCUAAAUGCUAUUUUUUUCUAUUUGUGACAGUAAUUAAUCAAAAGUUUAUGCUGACAAUACAUGCUGUAUAUGUGUAGAAUUGUUUAUAUUUGAAUUGACAGUGAUAGUUAUGUCCUUUAUUCUUGUGCAGGCUGGGUGAACACACUGGUCGGAGGCCAGAAAGAGGGAGCUAAAGGCUUCAUGUUCUUCAUCAUCAAUGUGGACCUGACAGAGGAGGGACUCUGUAAGCAUUAGGAUCUCAGGGAUUUUGUGUUCAUGUGUGUGUAUGUGCCCACACCCUCAAGUCAGGAAGGUGUUUGUCUGUGUGUGGGGUUUUGUGUUUCAACCCUGUGAGCUGAAGUGUCAUUUGUCUCUAGUGCACGUGGAUGACAUCAUCUUCCACAUGUUCCAGUAUAUCCAGAAGCUGCGCACUGAGGGGCCUCAGGAGUGGGUCUUCGAGGAGUGCAAGGUGAAUACUGCACUGUGGUACCACUCACUUCUAAUCUGUCUGAGCUCAGUCUACUUACUAUAGAGUCCAUUCUGAAAGUAUUCAGACCCCUUGAUUUUUUUCAAAAUUGUGUUACUUUACAGCCUUAUUCUAAAAUGGAUUAAAUUGGUUUUUUCCUCAUCAAUCUACACACAAUACCCCAUAAUGACAAAGCAAAAACAGGUUUUUAGAAUUUUUUGCAAAUGUAUUAAUAAUAAAAUAAUACGCUUUACUCAGUACUGAAGCACCUUUGGCAGCGAUUACAGCCUUGAGUGUUCUUGGGUAUGACGCUACAAGUUUGGCAUACAUGUAUUUGGGAGUUUUCUCCCAUUCUCUGCAGAUCCUGUCAAGCUCUGUCAGGUUGGAUGGGGUGCGACGCUGUACAGCUAUUUUCAGGUCUCUCCAGAGAUGUUCAAUCGGGUCAAGUCCGGUUCUGGCUGGGCCACUCAAGCACAUUCAAAGACUUGUCCCGAAGCCACUCCUGCAUUGUCUUGGCUGUGUGCUUAGGGUCGUUGUCCUAUUGGAAGGUGAGCCUUCGCCCCAGUCUGAGGUCCUGAGCGCUCUGGAGCAGGUUUUCGUCAAGGAUCUCUCUGUACUUUGCUCCAUUCAUCUUUCCCUCGAUCCUGACUAGUCUCCCAGUCCCUGCUGCUGAAAAACAUCCCCACAGUAUGAUGCUGCCACCACAAUGCUUCACUGUAGGGAUGGUGCCAGGUUUCCUCUAGACGUGACGCUUGGCAUUCAGGCCAAAGAGUUCAAUCUAGGUUUCAUCAGACCAGAGAAUCUUGGUUCUCAUGGUCAGAGUCCUUUAGGUACCUUUUGGCAAACUCCAAGCGGGCUGUCAUGUGCCUUUUACUGAGGGGUGGCUUACGUUUGGCCACUCUACCAUAAAGGCCUGAUUGGUGGAGUGCUGCUGAGAUGGUUUUCCUCCUGGAAGUUUCUCCCAUCUCCACAGAGGAGCUCUGUCAGUGACCAUCGGGUUCUUGGUCACCUCCCUGACCAAGGCCCUUCUCCCCCGAUUUUUCAGUUUGGCCGGGCGGCCAACUCUUGGAAGAGUCUUGGUGGUUCCAAACUUCUUCCAUUUAAUAAUUAUGGAGGCAACUGUGUUCUUGGGGACCUUCAGUGCGGCAGACAUUUUUUGGUACCCUUCCCCAGAUCUGUGCCUCGACACAAUCCUGUCUCUGACAAUUCCUUUGACCUCAUGGCUUGGUUUUUGCUCUGACAUGCACUGUGAACUGUUGGACCUUAUAUAGACAGGUGUGUGCCUUUCCAAAUCAUGUCCAAUCAAUUGAAUUUACCACAGGUGGACUCCAAUCAAGUUGUAAAAACAUCUCAAGGAUGAUCAAUGGAAACAGAAUGCACCUGAGCUCAAUUUCGAGUCUCAUAGCAAAGGGUCUGAAUACUUAUGUAAAUAAGGUAUUUUAUUUAUUUAUACAUUUGCAAAAAUGUCUAAACCUGUUUUUGCUUUGUCAUUAUGGGGGUAUUGUGUGUAGAUUGAGGAUUUGUAAAAAAAAAAAAAAAAAAAACGAAAUUCCAUUUUAGAAUAAGGCUGUGGAAAAAAUCAAGGGGUCUGAAUACUUUCCGAAUGCACUGUAACUGUCUUAGAAGCCAGUGUAUGUGUUGUCAGAAAACAAUCAGUCAUUAACAUUUUAUGUAUAGCCCUUUUUACAAACAAAAUAGUUAGGACCAAGACUGAGAAACCUACUCAAAUAGGCUUUUUGCUGGCCUCAUAGUUAAACUUCUGUUGUAUGUAACAGUACACAUGGAUCAUGUGAAUUGUCUUGUUGCUCAAUUCUCUGUUGUAUGUAAUAAUACUGUAUUUUCAUGUGAUUGACGUGACUUGUCUCUUCUCCUCCGCAGGACUUAAACACUGUGGCCUUCAGGUUCAAGGACAAGGAGCGGCCCCGUGGCUACACCUCCAAAGUGGCUGGAUUACUGCACGUAGGUGGUGUUCUCUCCAUUUCUUAAAAUCGUCUCCACGGUGAUGCACUGCAGUUCCGUGGCUCCGAUUUGAUGAUGACGUUGUCAUCAGAGUGCCUUGUCUGCCAGUCUCCUAUUUUAUGGGAAAAAAGAUGUACAGAUUCAGCCCCAGUCUAAAUUAAACUGACAUUCCUGCUAGUGUUAAACUAUUACUAUGGUUGUAAGGCAGUCGGACCGGGGUAGGAUAUCCACUGUAUUUCUGUCUGUGGUGUUCAUUAUUGUGUGCAUCUUUUUUUUAAAUUAUGCAGAACCCCAGUUCUGUAUUCCUCUACUCCAGUAAAGUGUUCCCCUGCAUGUGUUAGUCAAAGGCCUCCCCCAUUGUUGGCACCUAAACCUGUUUUUUUGUCCUCUGUUUUGCAGUACUACCCUCUGGAGGAGAUCCUAGCAGCAGAGUACCUGCUGGAAGACUUCAGGCCAGACCUGAUAGAGAUGGUCCUGGACAAGCUGAGGCCGGAAUACGUCAGGUCAGUUCCAGCUCUUCACCGGGUCACUAACCCUGUUUGCUCUGCUCUCCUAUAUCAGUUUCACAAUAUAUUGCCCAACUGGAUGAACCAUACUGCUGGCUUGGAUAUACAGUGGAUAUAAAAAGUCUACACACCCCUGUUAAAAUGCCAGGUUUCUGUGAUGUAAAAGAAUGAGACGAAGAUAAAUCAUGUCAGAACUUUUUCCACUGUUAAUGUGACCUAUAAUGUGAACAAUUCAAUUGAAAAACUAACUGAAAUCUUCGAGGGGGAAAAAUGAAAAAUAAAAACCUUACAAUAACCUGGUUGCAUAAGUGUGCACACCCUCUAAUAACUGGGGAUGUGGCUGUGUUCAGAAUUAACCAAUCACAUUCAAACUCAUGUUAAAUAGAAGUCAUUACACACCUGCCAUCAUUUAAAGUGACUCUGAUUAAUCACAAAUAAAGUUCAGCUGUUCUAGUAGGUUUUUCCUGACAUUUUCUUAGUUGCAUCUCAGAGCAAAAGCCAUGGUCCGCAGAGAGCUUCCAAGGCAUCAGAGGGAUCUCAUUGUUGAAAGAUUUCAGUCAGGAGAAGGGUACAAAAUAAUUUCCAACGCAUUACAUAUACCAUGGAACACAGUGAAGACAGUCAUCAUCAAGUGGAGAAAAUAUGGCACAACAGAGACAUUACCAAGAACUGGACGUCCCUCCAAAAUGUAUGAAAAGACGAGAAAACUGGUCAGGGAGGCUUCCAAGAGGCCUACAGCAAAAUUAAAGGAGCUGCAGGAAUUUCUGGCAAGUACUGGCUGUGUGCUACAUGUGACAACAAUCUCCCGUAUUCUUCAUAUGAAUGGGCUAUGGGUUAGGGUGGCAAGACGGAAGCCUUUUCUUACAAAAUAAACAUCCAAGCCCGGCUGAAGUUUGCAAAAACAAACAUCAAGUCCCCCAAAAGCACGUGGGAAAAUGUGUUAUGGUCUGAUGAAACCAAGGUUGAACUUUUUGGCCAUAAUUCCAAAAGGUAUGUUUGGGGCAAAAACAACACUGCACAUCACCCAAAGAACACCAUACCACCAGUGAAGCAUGGUGGUGGCAGCAUCAUGUUUUGGGGCUGUUUUUCUUCAGCUGGAACCGGGGCCUUAGUCAGGGUGGAGGGAAUUAUGAACAGUUCCAAAUACCAGGCAAUUUUGGCACAAAACCUUCAGGCGUCCGUUAGAAAGCUGAAGAUGAAGAGGAAGUUCACCUUUCAGCACGACAACGACCCAAAGCACCCAUCCAAAUCCACAAAAGCAUGGCUUCACCAGAAGAAGAUUAACGUUUUGGAAUGGCCCAGCCGGAGCCCAGACCUGAAUCCAAUUGAACAUCUCUGGGGUGAUCUGAAGUGGGCUGUGCACAGGAGAUGUCCUCGCAAUCUGACAGAUUUGGAGCACUUUUGCAAAGAAGAGUGGGAAAAUAUUGCCACGUCAAGAUGUGCCAUGCUAAUAGACUUCUACCCAAAAAGUGCUGUAAUAAAAUCAAAAGGUGCUUCAACAAAGUAUUAGUUUAAGGGUGUGAAUACUUAUGCAACCAGGUUAUUGUGAGUUUUUUUAUUUUUUAUUUUCCCCCCUCCAAAGAUUUCAGUUUGUUUUUCAAUUGAAUUGUUCAUGUUAUAGGUCACAUUAAAGGUGGAAAAAGUUCUGACAUGAUUUAUCUUUGUCUCAUUCUUUUACAUCACAAAAAUCUGGCAUUUUAACAGGGGUGUGUAGACUUUUUAUUUCCACUGUAUAUAUAUAUUUUAAUUCUUUCCAGCAUAGUUUCAGCAACUGUGGUGGAUGCAAAAUUAGACCCGCGCAGUACAGAUUGGCUCAGCUAGGUCAGUUUGGCUCAGUAGUGUGACAAGGGCACCUGAGAAGAUCAUUUUGAUAAACGUGGUUGUAAUUUCCUUGAAAAAGUGUGCAUCCAGCAACUAUAUAUACCCAGACACAUUACUGAUGUCUCCUAUGUUGCCCUUCUUUUAGAGGACUCUUUCUCCUUUUGAGAUACGCUUUUUUUUUGGACCUAACUUUGAAAAUGCCAGUAUCUUGCUGUGAUGUUUGAAAUAAGUACAUGGGUAACUCUGUGUUUGAGCAGAUGUUGCAGUCCAUGGUUACAAACAUUCAGAUAAUAUGACACUGUUCAGCUGAUGCUGAACAUCAACUGAGUCAACUUGAAUAACAAACAACCAAGGUCAUACAUGUUAUACAAUCAUUAGGCUAGUAGUGGAACCAUUCAGUCAUGUCAUUAACCAUACAAUCAUGUAGGGUAAAUCUAAAUGUGAUCUUACAUUUCCCAUUACACACUGUUUACAGUCAUUCUCAUGGCAGAUUUACCUCAACAUUCACCUAAACUUCCCACUGUUGAAUUAACUGCCAGAAAACUUUCAGAAACGGUUCAAACUAAAACACUGGGGGAGCUCAAUAACACAUUCUGCAGUAUUACUACCACUACAGUCACUGCUUUUCCACUUCAGUCACUACUCAUACUACAGUCCCUACUUCUACCACAGUCACUACUACGAUUCAUUCUACUGAUACCACUAGAAUCAAUGCUACCAUUGCUACAGUCACUACUACUACUACUGCAUUAAAACUACUACAACUUCUUUCACUACCAUUUCAAAUGCUUUUAGACAGCUGAAGCAAGCACACAUUUUCUUCGGGAAAUGUAACUUUUCUAGUUAUCAUAAUAUUGGCUGGCUAUCUGCACCACUUAUCUGUUUUAAUCACAUUGACCCUACAAACUGUAAUUGACUGGAGCCUCCCGAACCUCCUAUCCCCAGUGUUAUUAUACAGUUGAUUGAUUGGUGCAGCAGGGUUAAGAUAACUUUUUUUGUUCUAAAUCCAGCGCAUCUAUCGGAAGGCCAUAUUGCCAAGGUGUAGGUCUUCUAAAUAUAUCCCAUUGAUCACAAGCUGACACAAUGCGUUGAUGAAUCUCCACUGCCUCUGGCAUCCUACAUAUAGAAGACUGGUAUAGAAAAGGCUUUGGGAGGCACUCGAGCUGAUGUCGUAAGGGCAGCUGGAAAUCUAGCCGCAGUUGCUCAGGGAAAAUGGAGUGUGUCUAACUCCUAACCGGUCUGACAAGGGUUUAUAAAUGCUGAUAAUAAUAAAACCUGUUUCUGUUUGUCCUCCACCUGCAGAGUCGCAGUCGUCUCAAAGUCGUUCGAAGGGCAGACGGACAAGACGGAGGAAUGGUAUGGGACGCACUACAAACAGGAGCCCAUAUCUGAAGACAUCCUCAAGGUGAGACUGACACACGUUCCAACUCGACAGCUUUUCCAUUUACUCAUCACCCUGUGGGUGACGCCAAGUGCCUUUCCUUGAUUCCACACGUCCUCUCCUCAUCCUCAAACUGCAAUGUAGGAGAAGAUCAGAUGUUCCUCCCCUCUGACCUUCUCCUUCAGUGCGUUUUCAGUAGAAGGAAAGGAAACGGGGACACAAUUAAAUAGGACAGAUUUGAGAUUCACCCUGACUGGGCGACUUUGUAAAUCAUCAACUGGCAAUGCUUGAAGGAAUCUUCAAUCCAUCUACUUGCUGUCACACAUUCCAACAUAAUCUAAGGUUUAUCAUGCCAUGAGUAAGAAAAUAAAUGGCUUAUGGGUAAGGUGCUGUUGAUCCACAGUCAACACCCCAGUGGUGAAUGAUGUUUAAAGCCACAGAUGUUUGCUCAAGUUCCAAUAGUUUGCUGACUUUUUUCCUAUUCAGUGUAGAAGCAGGGUUAGGGUGGAAAUGUGAGAUGUUUCAUCAAUCGGGAAGUUUUGGAAAAGUCAAUUUGCAGGCAGACUGACACUAGCACUGUGAAUGUUCUCAAUUCACCUUUCUGAAACAAUGCCCAGGGCCACAAACUCCCCUGAGCUUAUGAGGUUCCAAAAGCAGAAAAAGCUGUUAUGGAAGUCUUUAAUACUCCCAAAGCCAACGCUGUACAUUUCAUGAGCUUUUACAGUGGUGUCUUUUUCUCCUAAAGGUUUCUACACAACUAUCUAACUACAGCCAACCCAAUAGUCUAAGAAUUUGUUUUUUUAAAGAAUCUGGACAUUUUUUUAAGGAAUCCGCCUGGUGUGUUUUAGAAUUGAGCGGUAUCCAGAUUUUCAUACCUUUUUAAACCGUCCUUGUGCCAUAUACGGCAUUAACGGCAUAGCUCACAAGGUGGCGCUAUUUGUUUUUUAAACACAAAAAAGUAAUGUAUAUUACCAGAAUGCUAACAAAUGCUAGCAAAGUACUAGUAUACUAGUAUUCCCAUAGCAGAUGCUAGCUAAAUGCUAAUUAACAAAAAUAUAAAUGCAACAAGUAAAGUGUUGGUCCCAUGUUUCAUGAGCUGAAAUAAAAUAUCCCAGAAAUGUUCCAUACGCACAAAAAGCUUAUUUCUCUCGAUUUUGUGCACAAAUUUCUUUACAUCCCUGUUAGUGAGCAUUUCUCCUUUGCCAAGAUAAUCCAUCCACCUGACUGGUGUGGCAUAUCAAGAAGCUGAUUAAACAGCAUGAUCAUUAUACCUAAUAUGAACUGUAACUCAGUAAAAUUGUUGGAAUUGUUGCAUGUUUUGUUUUUAUUUUUUUGUUCAGUAGAAUUAGAAAGACAGACAAUCCAUUUUUGCAAAUAUAUUAAAAAUCAGUAUUCAGGCCCUGCUAUGACACUCAAAAUUGAGCUCAGGUGCAUCCUAUUGCCUUUGAUCAUCCUUGAUGUUUCUACAACUUGAUUGGAUUCCACCUGUGGUAAAUUCAAUUGAUUGGACAUGAUUUGGAAAGGCACACACACCUGUCUAUAUAAGAUCCCACAGUUGACAGUGCAUGUCAGAGCAAAAACCAAGCCAUGAGGUCGAAGGAAUUGUCCGUAGAGCGCCGAGACUCUAAAAAUAAAAAGUGGUUGUCCCACUGGCUAUCAUAAGGUGAAUGCACCAAUUUGUAAGUCGCUCUGGAUAAGAGCGUCUGCUAAAUGACGUAAAUGUAAAUGUCUUAGUAUGCCUCUAUUUCGGGGGGCGGGGGGGAACUUCCUUGACAGAAUAAUUAUUCUCCUUUGACUGCAUUUUCUGCAGUUCUUACUUUUGCCACUAGAGUGCAGUCAGACAAUUUUCUGUGGGUGUGUGCUCCCGAAGUUGACUGUUUUUUUUUCUUGUUAGCUAGCAGUUUUCAACUGUUAGCAGCCAAUGGCUAGCAGUUUCGUACUGAUGAUAAACAGAUGAUUGCAAUUUGAGUCAUUACUAAAAGGAUGAUUGCAAUUUGAGUCAUUACUGAAUUAUUUGAUGUAACAAAUCAAACCUCAAAUAAUUCAUGUUAACCUCGUAAACAAUUCAUUUAGACCCAGCGUUUAUUUGAAACUGGUGUUUAUUUGCUGAAAUGUGUACCGUUGCCCGGCUAUUAAAAGGAACAGGCGGCUAUUUGAGACUGCGUUUAAUUGAAGUUUUAUGGCAUUUCAAAAUACCUGCGUAUACACGGUAUACUGUCGAAGCCUCGUGUGUAAUCCCGUUGGUCGCCACUGGACAUAGUUGCUCAUAGUUGGUCCUGUGUCAUGUAGAAUCUGCCAUGGACAGUUGGUCAGGGGAAAAACUACCCAUUGCAUUAUCUAUAGUUUGUUGGCUAAAGUUGGAUAGGUGUGUAGAAGCCUUUAGUCACCUAUCAAUAAAUUCCAUCCCUAACCUGUUGACUGAGAAAGGAGGACUAGCUAACUCAUCUGUGUGUUUCAGAAAUGGGGAAAAGCUGACUUCAAUGGCAAGUUCAAGCUGCCCAUGAAGAACGAGUUCAUUCCUACCAACUUUGAUAUCUACCCUCUGGAGAAAGACUCUCCCUCCGCCCCAACUCUAAUCAAGGUAAGCCUCGCUCUGGAUAAGAGUGUCUGCUAAAUGACUAAAAUGUAAAAUGGCGGGGUGUUGCAUUAUCAAAGGCAUACAAAUACAAAAAGCUAACAGACCUGAACGCGUAGCUGCAUGUUUCAAGUGUCUGAAUCUGUUCAUAAGCUUUCAUAUGGUAAUGAGGAAAUGGUUACAGGAUUGAGAUAUUCAGUAUUUAGUAGGCCUACUGUUGUUGUUAAGGUGUUCUGAUCGGCGGACGUACGUGGUGGUAAUUACUGCUGACCGAUUGGAGUCUCUUGUGGAAAAACUCUUUUGAGCUAAGCUUCAGUAUUUAAUUUUGGGCUGCUGUUCACCCCAAUAAAGUACAAAGGCAGUAGUAGUUUGAUCUACCUCUCUUCAAAGCAAGUAUGACGAUAUCAGACUGCAGUACCUUUUGCAAGCCCUUUCUUAUCAAUGGCAUCUGCUGCUAAUGCUUAUCUUACCAUGUGUUAUUUUUUCUAGGACACUGCUAUGAGCAAGGUGUGGUUCAAGCAGGAUGACAAGUUUUUCCUACCAAAGGCAUGCCUGAACUUUGAGUUCUUCAGGUUGGUAGACAAACCACACAGCCCCUGUUUAUGAGAUGAUGAUGUGAUAUGUAAUGUGAUUUAAUCUUUUGUCUUGUUUUCCUGAUUUACAACCUAUUGGAGUUAUAGUACUCAAAUACUGCAAUUUGAAAUCAUAUUACGAAGUACCCCAUGGAAACCCACUUGUCCUGCUGAUCCCUAAUUUUGAAUGAAUGCAACACCGUAACUGUUUGUUUUUCAAGGAGAGCAAAUUGGAGCGAGAGUUCUGUGGAGUUGUAGCUACUGUGUCAUUCACCACUGCCAUUUUCUCUACAGCCCGUUUGCGUAUGUGGACCCGAUACAUUGUAACAUGGCCUAUUUGUACCUGGAGCUCCUCAAAGACUCCCUCAACGAGUAUGCAUAUGCAGCCGAGCUAGCAGGCUUGAACUAUGACCUCCAAAAUACCAUCUAUGGGAUGUAUGUAAGUAUCCUAAUUUCCCAUCACCCUCACGCCGCCGCGACCCCAAACCCACCCGUUCCUCCCUCAAUCUGGGCCUUCGUGUCAGCCCUGGCUGCAACAUCCUAAUCAUUUUCCCUUUCCCACUCCUCCCUCUCUCAAAACCACCUCGUUGGAAACGCUAUACUUGAGUUGUCUGUUUCCUGUUCGUGCUGGCACUGUUUGGGUAUGAACGUAAAUCGUCAUUUGGUAAAGUAGUCCCCUGUCAGACAGAGGAACAGUAUUUUUGUAUCAAAACUCUUAUACAAAAGAAUGGGAAAUGGACACCUCAAGACGCUUCCACACUAGAAGUAGUAGUGGCCUUGGCAUUUAGCGACAAAAUACGCCGUCCCUCCUUGGUGGACAGAAUGGCCGGUCGCGAGGCUGCAUAUACAUACUCUUCUUUAUCAGUAUCCUCACCCUGCUCUCUGUCCGUUUUUGACAACCUCAUCCCACCUCCCCUACCCAACACUCAUGUCUUUUCUUUUUGUUUGUCUUUUUUGUUGUUGUUAGUCGCUACCUAUACUCAGACCCCCUGCACUGCAACAUGACCUACCUGUUUCUCAGGUUAUUGAAGGAUGAUUUAAAAGAGUAUACAUAUGCAGCCCGCCUUGCCGGGCUGGUCUAUGGCAUAGCCUCAGGGAUGAAUGCCAUCCUCGUAAGUACAGCGUCCGUCUGUCUGCCCCCCUAAUGGCUAGGGGGACGAGGGAGGGCGCCAGCUUGAGGCUUUGAAUGUGCAGGACUGGCUUUAUCUUUCCCCUCUAUCUACGUCCACUCUUUCUAUGUGUGUUUGUAUGUUAGUCUGUCUGUAGGAAGAUGGGGAGCUACUAGAGCCUCCCCUUCCUAUUAGUGAUGGAAAGUUCAACUCUUUUUACUGACUCAGGUCUUUUCAACUCAUUCAGUGAAAAUAACAAAUCUUUCGACUCAUUUUAUUCAGUAAAACUGCUGGUGAAGGAUUAACUAAAAAUGCAAAAGAAUCAUGAUUCUACAAGCCACUCGUUCACCAUAGGGGGCUUCUUGGAGCUGUCGUUGGUGACAGACUUAUAAAAGUGUGCUUCAAACAAUGUAGAUUUGUUGAUUGCUAGGCAUACAAAUACAAUUAUUUCUUACCUUUUGAAACAAGGUCUAGUUGUGGCCGCAACCGGACUAGAUUGUGAACGACUCUUGGCGGAGUGCAAUUGCUUGACUGCCGCGAGGGAGUAACACAAUAUCGUUCACGAACUGCAGCACCCCUCCAAAGGAUUCGUUUUUGAGUUUGUUCGGCAGAGUCAGGCUGUGUAUGUUUGGUUCUACAAAGCUGUGUCCAUCGAUAAAAAAAUUAUAUAAUCAAUUAUUUUGCAUUAAUUCUUGCACAAUGCGAUCAAUUGACAGUUCUAAAUAUGUAAUUUCCUUCUAUGUUGCCUGCAGCAUGACCUAUUUUCCUGCGCGCACGUAUGAUAGACAGUUGGUGGUGGUGGUUUGGAGCACGUCUCCAGAGCCGCCAGCAGGUCAAACGACCGACUAAAAUGAUCCUGUCUUGAGUCAGUAAAAAGUUGUUCAAAAAGAAAGAAUCGUAUGUGGACUGCACAUCACUACUUCCUAUGUCCUGUCUAUGUACCCACUUGUGGUUUCACUGCAAGGAUGGCCAAAUCUAGUCCUCAAGGCAUGCCGUUUAACUUUAUAUGAAAUUCAAUAUCAACUUUUCAUUUAUCAAAUACUUCUGGUAACAUGGACUAAAUUCAACUGAUCAGGUCUGGAUUAAAAUAUGAACUCUAUCAGCAGACUGCCUGUCUUGAAGGACACAUGUUUGGCCCUGUUGAUUUCACUGAAUCACUCCCAAAACACACCGCAGAUAGAACUUCAUACAUUCUCUCACAUUUUUGUUGUAUUUAUUUUAAUGCAUCUUUAGCAGCCAGUUUGAAACUCAUUGCUGUCUAUCAGCCAGAUAGGAGAACAGUGUCUCCUUCACAAGUCAUAAAGGAAUAAAGCCAAACACUGCUUAUCCUCUGACAAAUGUAUAGGUACUGUAAAUUCUGCUGACUCAUGAUUCCAAUAGCAAGUUCCAGACUGGAGCUGGCAUUGUACGUAUAGCUAAUAGCGUUUGCAAGCUUUAAAAAAAAUUUGCCCUCUAAAGCUAUCUUCAGAGGUUAGGAUUGGAAUUAGGUUUUGGUAUGUGUCUGUAAAAUGGCGAAACGAGAUGCCCAUGUGCUUGUCUUUCACUGCUCCUCUGUAGCUUUGGUUUGUGGUGCUUUGGUUUCGCUCUUUAACUUAAGCAACUAACUAAUUUUACGACUCAUGUUUGUCUAACAUCCAAACUAGGCCCACAUCUGUGAAAUAAUAGCUUAUGUGUGCAGAAUAAAGCACAGUCUUAGUUACGAGAAUAUAUUUUGCUUGCUUGUUAGAACUUAUUCACUACUAUUAUGUGAUAUCAAGGUCAUAAAUAAGAGACUACUUAAGAAUAGGAUUAUACUUUUUAUAUAGGCUAAUCACUCAUGGGUUGAUGCUACAUACUUUUAAUUCUACAUUCCGGCCAAUCACACAUACCUAGCUAACUGUAUGAUAGGGUGUUUUUCCUCCUAUAUUAGCUUUUCCAAGCUUCAGGAGUAAUAGAGUUGAGAAAGCACAAACUGGUUUGGGGCUCGUCAAGGAUAAUGAUGUUGGAAGAGAUUAGAGUUAACUGGUGUUGUUUCUUACACAGCCUGCACACACUUCAUCAGUCUCAUUCACAAUUUGACAAGCACUUCAUAAUAUUUUCACCCAUCAUACUAUUUUCAAUUGAAUCUGGUCUUUACAUAUAGCCUACUAUAUGCAUUUGGAAAGUAUUCUGACCCCUUGACUUUUUCCACAUUUUGUUACGUUACAGCCUUAUUCUAAAAUGGAUUAAAUAGUUUUCCCCCCUCAUCAAUCUACACACAACACCCCAUAAUGACAAAGCAAAAACAGGUUUAUAGAAUUUUUUGCACAUUUAUUAAAUAUAAAAAUUCUGAAAUACCUUAUUUACAUAAGUAUUCAGACCCAUUGCUAUGAGACUCGAAAUUGAGCUCAGGUAAAUCCUGUUUCCAUUGAUCAUCCUUGAGAUGUUUCUACAACUUGAUUGGAGUACACCUGUGGUAAAUUCAAUUGAAUUGACAUGUUUCUGAAAGGCACACACCUGUCUAGAUAAGGUCCCACAGUUGACAAAAAGUUAGAGCAAAAACCAAGCCAUGAGGUCGAAGGAAUUGUGACGAGGCACAGAAAAAAAUGUCUGCAGCAUUGAAGGUCCCCAAGAGCACAGUGGCCUUCAUCAUUCUUAAAUGGAAGACGUUUGGAACCAUCAAGACUCUUCCUAGAGCUGGCCGCCCGGCCACACUGAUCAAUCGGGGGAGAAGGGCCUUGGUCAGGGAGGUGACCAAGAACCACGAGGGUCACUCUGACAGAGCUCCAGAGUUCCUCUUUGGAGAUGGGUGAACAUCCAGAAGGACAACAAUCUCUGCAGCACUCCACCAAUCAGGCCUUUAUGGUAGAGUGGCCAGACGGAAGCCACUCCUCAGUAAAAGGCACAUGACCGCCCGCUUGGAGUUUGCCAAAAGGCACCUAAAGGACUCUCAGACCAUCUCUGGUCUGAUGAAACCAAGAUUGAACUAUUUGGCCUGAAUGCCAACCGUCACAUCUGGAGGAACCCUGGCACCAUCCCUACAGUGAAGCAUGGUGGUGGCAGCAUCAUGCUGUGGGGAUGUUUUUCAGCGGCAGGGACUGGGAGACUAGUCAGGAUCAAGGGAAAGAUGAACGGAGCAAAGUACAGAGAGAUCCUUGAUGAAAACCUGCUCCAGAGUGCUCAGGACCUCACUGUGGCGAAGGUUCACCUUCCAACAGGACAACGACCCUAAGCGCACAGCCAAGACAAGGAUUGGCUUUGGGAGUCUCCUUGAGUAUCCUUGAGUGGUCCAGCCAGAGCCCGCACUUGAACCCGAUCUAACAUCUCUGGAGAGACCUGAAAAUAGCUGUGCAGCGACGCUCCCCAUCCAACCUGACAGAGCUUGAGGGGAUCUGCGUAGAAGAAUGAGAGAAACUCCCCAAAUACAGGUGUGCCAAGCUUGUAGUGUCUGUCGUGGAAUAUUCUAAUCACGUGAGAGAGACUUUGUCAUUUCUUCAAACAAUCAUCUUUAUUCAAUAUCAAUUUAAUUAUUGCAAUAAUGAAGCUGGUCGACCACACACUCCGAAGUGUGUUUUGCCUAGAGCUUAACCUUUACAGAAAAUGCUGGUUCUUAUAUAGCUGACACUAAAAAUGCUUAGUCAUGGCUGGUUCUACCCCUCCCAUGCAGAUCGGGGGCAUCAUAAGCCACUUUGGUUUUAUCUUGUGAUUAUCUGCACCUGGUGUUGUUUUAACCCCAAACCUGGGUUAGUUUCCCAAACACAAGGAUGAACAGGCUAUCUUUAUCUCAGUUACACCCACCAGAUCUUGUCUAUGGAAUGCAUGCUGUAGAUCAAUUGCCAGCUAUCUCUAGUGACCAUAUGCCCAGAUUUAGCUGCAGGGAGCUAGUGUGGAGACCAUAAUAACACAGCAUUAGUAGAACAGAAAUGUCUUACUAUUUGUAUUAAUAUCAAACAAAUCAGGUAAAUACUUAAUUUUUCUCUUACAUUCCCCCAUUUUGAGAUUUUUCUCAACUUCAAAGAAAAUUACACGUUUUAAAAAGACAUUAAAAUAUAGUUUAAGAAAUUCUCAGCAUUUUUCAGCAGUACGAAACAAAUCAUGUUGAUACUGAGCAUACUCCCAUUGGUCAGCAUGGUGGAAGUAACCAUUUCCGUUCCUAUAGCACCAUCUGUAGAAACUAAAAUUAGUGUAUCUUGUUGGACAAUUCAAGGUAAUGACUCCCGGUUUAAGUAAAAUGUAUUCCGUUUAGUGCCUAAUGAACAUGACCCAGGACAAGCAUCAUGAUUCCACUAUUUAUAAGGCAACACCCAUGGACUCUAUGUUCCAUAAGCAUAAACCUGCUAUAGUUCCUAUUAGUAUUAACAUUAUCAUCAAAAAUGUAAUUUGGUAAUGGAUAUAGGUCAAAUAGAUUAGGAUCAGUUUCAUUCUUAGGAUCAGAGUUCAGCCUAUCCAUUCACCAGGGCAUGCUGAGAAUAGUGUCAACAUCUUUAGUACACAACUUCUUUACACAUGUCACGAUCAGCAUAACAACAAUAAAAACAAUCAAUACAUAAUACAUUCAUUGCUUAAGUAUUAAUAUCAAACAAAUCAAGUAAAUACUUAAUUUUUCUCUCACACGUCAUACCCAAGAAGACUCGAGGCUGUAAUCGCUGCCAAAGGUGCUUCAACAAAGUACUGAGUGAAGGGUCUGAAUACUUAUGUAAAUGGUGAUAUUUCAGUUUCUUUUUAUUUAUUUUUAUACAUUUGCUAAAUACCUGUUUUUGCUUUGUCAUUAUGGGGUAUUGUGUGUAGAUUGAUGAGGGGGGAAAUAAACAAUUUAAUCCAUUUUAGAAUAAGGCUGUAACGUAACAAAAUUUGGAAUUUAAUACUUUCCGAAUGCACUGUAUGGGCUAGGCUACAUGAUGCAUGUGAUUUGAAAGUCGGCCCCAAAAAAUGUACGCUCUGUUUCUUGCCUUAGACUGCACACGCUGGGCAUCAUUCACAAGUGGUAAUAUUCUCACCCAUCAGACAACAAUCAAUUUAAUCUUUACAUAUAAUGUAAAUGUGAAAUUAGUAUUGAUUUAGAAUGGGCCGUUAUCAUGCACCUGUCGGGAAUAAGGGCAGGGUAAAAAAACAAACAUGUCAUGCAUUUGUAUAGCGAGAAUGGAGGACGCUUUUCUCACUGUUAAUUUUCAUACCUGUCAGGUAGGCUACUCCGAUUUGUAAAGCGAUGCAAUGUGCUUAAUAUUAGUAAAGUUGAGCAAUAAAUAUAGUAGACCUAGCCGAUAGAAAGCUGAUGGGAUCCUCUUUUUUUUUAUAGAGGCCAUCAAAGCUGUUUCUCGCGCAAUAGAAUAGCCUAUAAAAAUAUAGCGCUUAUACAUGGGCUUAUAGGAACACUCAUUUCAUUCCAUGCAUCAACCUGCUACACAACAGGUGAUCCUGUUCUGCUCAAACUGAAUGCCAGGGCUCUCAUUAAGUGUUUGAUUAGAUUUUCGGAUGGAUUUGCAUUGAUGUCGGAGUGAUUUGAGCGGUCUGUGACAGAUAGCCUAGUGGUUGAUAUUACGUUGAGUGUAGUCAUAAUCUCCUAGACCAGGGGUGUCAAACUCAUGCCAUGGUGGGCCUAGUGUUUUUUUAACUUUCAAUUAAGACCUAGACAAUCAGGUGAGGGUAGUUCCUUACUAAUUAGUGACCUUAAUUCAUCAAUCAAGUACAGUGGGGAAAAAAAGUAUUUAGUCAGCCACCAAUUGUGCAAGGUCUCCCACUUAAAAAGAUGAGAGAGGCCUGUAAUUUUCAUCAUAGGUACACGUCAACUAUGACAGACAAAUUGAGGAAAAAAACCCAGAAAAUCACAUUGUAGGAUUUUUUAUGAAUUUAUUUGCAAAUUAUGGUGGAAAAUAAGUAUUUGGUCACCUACAAACAAGCAAGAUUUCUGGCUCUCACAGACCUGUAACUUCUUCUUUAAGAGGCUCCUCUGUCCUCCACUCGUUACCUGUAUUAAUGGCACCUGUUUGAACUUGUUAUCAGUAUAAAAGACACCUGUCCACAACCUCAAACAGUCACACUCCAAACUCCACUAUGGCCAAGACCAAAGAGCUGUCAAAGGACACCAGAAACAAAAUUGUAGACCUGCACCAGGCUGGGAAGACUGAAUCUGCAAUAGGUAAGCAGCUUGGUUUGAAGAAAUCAACUGUGGGAGCAAUUAUUAGGAAAUGGAAGACAUACAAGACCACUGAUAAUCUCCCUCGAUCUGGGGCUCCACGCAAGAUCUCACCCCGUGGGGUCAAAAUGAUCACAAGAACGGUGAGCAUAAAUCCCAGAACCACACGGGGGGACCUAGUGAAUGACCUGCAGAGAGCUGGGACCAAAGUAACAAAGCCUACCAUUAGUAACACACUACGCCACCAGGGACUCAAAUCCUGCAGUGCAAGACGUGUCCCCCUGCUUAAGCCAGUACAUGUCCAGGCCCGUCUGAAGUUUGCUAGAGUGCAUUUGGAUGAUCCAGAAGAGGAUUGGGAGAAUGUCAUAUGGUCAGAUGAAACCAAAAUAGAACUUUUUGGUAAAAACUCAACUCGUCGUGUUUGGAGGACAAAGAAUGCUGAGUUGCAUCCAAAGAACACCAUACCUACUGUGAAGCAUGGGGGUGGAAACAUCAUGCUUUGGGGCUGUUUUUCUGCAAAGGGACCAGGACGACUGAUCCGUGUAAAGGAAAGAAUGAAUGGGGCCAUGUACCAUGAGAUUUUGAGUGAAAACCUCCUUCCAUCAGCAAGGGCAUUGAAGAUGAAAUGUGGCUGGGUCUUUCAGCAUGACAAUGAUCCCAAACACACCGCCCGGGCAACGAAGGAGUGGCUUCGUAAGAAGCAUUUCAAGGUCCUGGAGUGGCCUAGCCAGUCUCCAGAUCUCAACCCCAUAGAAAAUCUUUGGAGGGAGUUGAAAGUCUGUGUUGCCCAGCGACAGCCCCAAAACAUCACUGCUCUAGAGGAGAUCUGCAUGGAGGAAUGGGCCAAAAUACCAGCAACAGUGUGUGAAAACCUUGUGAAGACUUACAGAAAACGUUUGACCUGUGUCAUUGCCAACAAAGGGUAUAUAACAAAGUAUUGAGAAACUUUUGUUAUUGACCAAAUACUUAUUUUCUACCAUUUGCAAAUAAAUUCAUAAAAAAUCCUACAAUGUGAUUUUCUGGAUUUGUUUCCUCAUUUUGUCUGUCAUAGUUGACGUGUACCUAUGAUGAAAAUUACAGGCCUCUCUCAUCUUUUUAAGUGGGAGAACUUGCACAAUUGGUGGCUGACUAAAUACUUUUUUUCCCCACUGUACAAGGGAGGUGUGAAAACCCGCAUACACUCGGCCCUCCGUGGAAUUAGUUUGACGUGUCAUAGACCGAGGAAGGGGCAGGAAGGGAGGUUUGGGAGAGUGGUCUUAAACACUACUGCCUUUAAUUUCCCUUUAGUUUACUCAUCCACACACACAUUUCACUGUGCUUCCUACAGGUGCUUUGACACUCACAUUAUGCCCACUUGUCACUCUCACCCUCUUCCUUCCAUCUCCUUCCCACAGCUCUCAGUGAAGGGCUACAAUGACAAGCAGCACAUCCUGCUGAAGAAGAUCAUUGAGAAGAUGGCCAACUUUGAGAUUGACGAGAAACGCUUUGACAUCAUCAAGGAAGCGGUAAGCUGAGCCCUCCCACAGUUUAGAACAGUACUGAUAUGACCAUUAUAUCAGAUCAAAUGUUUUUUUACUUUGUGGUUCUGAUAUUGUGUUUGACCCCAUGGCACACCAGAGCUACCCUCAAAUGAGCGGCAGGUAGCCUAGCGGUCUCAGGGAGAGGGAGAUAUGCAAAAAACACAUGAAAUAGGACCAAUAUAAGCACCCACCAAAUUAUUAUUAUGUUUUGUUUGACCCUUGACUGGGCUGAACUUUGACUCCUGGUUGCCCUUGACUCCUCCUCCAGUAUAUGAGGUCACUGAACAACUUCCGGGCAGAGCAACCCCAUCAGCAUGCCAUGUACUACCUGCGUCUGCUGAUGACAGAGGUGGCCUGGACCAAAGACGAGCUCAAGGAGGCUCUGGACGGUGAGCCAUUCUCUUUCCCUCUCUCUCUCUCUCUCUCUCUCUCUCUCUCUCUCUCUCUCUCUCUCUCUCUCUCUCUCUCUCUCUCUCUCUCUCUCUCUCUCGCUCUCGCUCUCGCUCUCGCUCUCGCUCUCUCUCUCUCACACACACACUCCCUAUAUCUCCGCCACUCCCAUUUGAAUGCUGAGCCAGUGUUUGAGCUCCUCUCCUGAGCUGCAGUCAUUUCUCUACGGUGAAAGUCUCACCAGCAGAAGAGGAGCAGAUGUACUGUCUGUAGGUUCAGUACGUUAUGUGCUCUCAAUGGAGCCUCGACAGAUGUCCUGUGCAUCACUUGAGGCUCAGUUCACCUUCUGUCUGGGUACAGUCCAAUAAAACCUGUUCUCAUUGUUACCUCAAAUAAACCCUGUUCCCUUUCUCUGGGUCUCCAGACAUCCUCAGACCCCUGUCCCUGGUUUUUAGACAGGCUACUGCUGUUUGCACCGUUUCCUACUUCCUUUCCCAGUUACCCUGGCUGCUCAUCCAUCACCUUUCGUCACUAACUGAAUGAAUCUGGGUCAGACGAUGUGUGAAUUCAGAUGGACCAACCUACGCAGAGAGGAAGUGUGUGUGCUUGUGUUGUCUGCAUAUCUCCAUGCUCGUGUGACUGUUUCUAGGGUGUGAGUGUACGUACAUUUCUGCCCUAUGUGGUGGCAGGCAGAGCCCACAUGACUGCAAUGCUUUUGAUUCUGUUUUAUCCUGAUUUAUGAUGGCUCUGUAAUUGAUUGCUUCUGUCUUCCAGAUGUCACUCUCCCCCGCCUCAAGGCCUUUAUACCUCAGCUAUUGUCACGGUUACACAUCGAGACCCUUCUUCAUGGCAACAUCACCAAGGAGGUUCGUUUGAUGUUGCAACCUUCGAGUGGACAGACUUUUGUAUUAUUUUGUUUGUUAUAGGCAGUCAGACAAAGACCGUCACACCGCACGCACACACAGACAGACAUUAUAUGUGUAGAAUGUAGAUUUGUUCUAUAACUGCUUAUAAAGUCAGCCCCUCCUCUCCCGUAUAGGUUUUAAGUGGAAUCCUUAUAUCUGUCAUAGAACCGUCACACACCGUCAAUCCCUGAUAAGAUCCUCCGAUCAAAUCACACACUUUAUAUAAUAUCCAAGCUGUCCAUGAACAGUCUCCCUUAUCUCUGGUAAUGAUGCCCAGUGGAGAGUUGUCACAGUCUAGUGGAGAGGGAAUUGGAUGCACCAGCCGGGGCAAUGGUCCACUUCAUCACCAUGGAGAUUCACUGUGCACUGCAGGGCUCCUAUUACCUUAGAUGGAGCUAGUACUGCGUGGACAGAAUAUUGUAGCAGUGUUGUUUCCGAUUCAGUGGAAGGCCAUAUAGAUGGGCAUCUGCUAUUUACCAUAGAACGUGUGAGAGACGAGCGAUGCGAAAGAUUAGAAAGAGGAAUCUUAACCAAUUUUAAAGGUGGAUUAAUAGACUGAUUUAUCAUUCGCACCUCUCACGUUUCUUUUUUUAAAAUUUCUUUCUCCAGUCUGCUCUAGGCAUGAUGCAGAUGGUCGAGGACACGCUUAUGAAUCAAGCCCACACCAAGCCCCUCUUACCAAGCCAGUUGAUUCGCUACAGGGAGGUGCAGGUGCCAGAUGGUAGGUCAAGUUCCCUGUCCAUCACUCCCAUCACCCUCCGGUACCUGCCAGUCAUGCCCAUCCCCAUGGUGACCCUGCUGAAGGUUUCUUACCCAACAGUCUGGCCUACAUCAGGACCUGUGCUCGUGUAACACCUUGGUGUCAGUGACCCUCCAAUGUCCUAGGGGGAAAGGCUCACUUAACAAGGGGAAAUGGACAUCACUGAGAAAUACAAUACAACACACUUUUUUCCUUAACCUCUUACACACACACCCCGCACACUACACAGCACAACAACACACCUGUGCCACACUUUUCCUGAUGACAGGUAACUUGAGCGUAGGGGAGAGGAAAAGCAGGUCUGUCUGGGUCACCUGGAAACAUCCUGUGUCCCGCUGAGGGAUUUUUCAGGCCUGGAUCCAGCCAGACUCCAGUCGGGGACGGAAUCAAGAGUAGGACUGAGGGUUGAAAACACAGAGAAAACUAACCGUGGGACGGAGAACAAUUUAUAGCUUCCCAACACAAAAGUUUUGAACAAGUUUAGAACUUUCAGAAACAUACUUCUACUGCUUACUUCCACUCAUCUUCACCCACACACUUUUUGGAUUCUGAGUGCCAGUGAAGAGCUUUUACUCAGCAAAAGAGUGAUGUUGGCUCAGUCUCUCCUGUCUGGAGACUUGAGUGUCAUCACUGUCCUCUAGCUGAACUCUAUAUAUAACAUUCCUGUAAUACACCUUUUAAAUCUAUCUCUCAGUCCAAACAUGUUCUUUAGUAAUUGCAGAUUUACAGUGAAGCCGGUGAUGAAUCAACCGGCUAGGUCGUUCAGAGGUCGUUGCUUAUUCCUAAAUGCAUUUAGUUAAGCCUCAAUGUUUACCGAGUCACGCAUGCAGCAGUUUACACUUUGCAUUUGGGUUAGCUGUUUGAGGGCCAUGCCUUCUGUAUUACAUGUUUGGUGAAUAUGUUUUUUUGAAGAUUGUGAUGCUGCAGCUACAUUUUCUGUAAGCCCUGGGUCAUGUAUUUAUUAGGCACCAAAGGGACUGAAACUGGGAGCGACUACCUGGACGACUUGUCCAAUAACCAGCACUUGUUUUCCUUUUCUGUUGCAAAACAUUUUCCAUUAUGCCAUAAUGAAUAAGAUGCUACCUGUGCCUUCCAGGUGGCUGGUAUGUGUACCAGCAGAGGAACGAGGUGCACAACAACUGUGGCAUAGAGAUCUACUACCAGACAGACAUGCAGACAACCCACGACAACAUGCUGCUGGAACUCUUCUGUCAGAUCAUCGCUGAGCCCUGCUUCAACACACUGCGCACCAAGGAACAGUUGGGUAAGACCGCGCGCACACACCCCAGUGGAGACCGGUCCAGGUAGGCAGAAUGGACCUCCCUUGGAAAUGUCCAUCGUAAAGUACUUAAACGCAAACUCAAAACCCUGCAGUGAAAAAGGGACAGUAUACGGUGCAUUCUGAAAUUAUUCAGGCCCCUUGACCUUUUCCACAUUUUGUUGCAUUACAGCCGUAUUCUAAAAUGGAUUAAAUCGUUUUUUCCCCUCCCCAAUCUACACACAAUACCCCAUAAUGACAAAGCAAAAACAGUUUUUUUUUGGACAUUUUAGCAAAUGUAUUAAAAAUUAAAAGCAGAAAUACCUUAUUUACAUAAGUAUUCAGAACCUUUGUUAUGAGACUCGAGAUUGAGCUCAGGUGCAUCCUGUUUCCAUUGAUCAUCCUUGAGAUGUUUCUACAACUUGAUUGGAGUCCACCUGUACCCAAAAAUGUCUGCCACAUUGAAGGGCCCCAACAACACAGUGGCCUCCAUCAUUCUUAAAUGGAAGAAGUUUGGACCGAAGCCACUCCUCAGUUAAAGGCACAUGACAGCUCGCUUGGAGUUUGCUAAAAGGUGCCUAAAGGACUCUGACCAUGAGAAACUCUUUGGCCUGAUAGCCAAGCGUCACACUCAUCACCUGGCCAAUACCAUCCCUACAGUGAAGCAUGGUGGUGGCAGCAUCAUGCUGUGGGGAUGUUUUUCAGCAGCAGGGAUUCGGAGACUAGUCAGGAUCGAGGGAAAGAUGAACAGAGCAAAGUACAGAGAGAUCCUUGAUGAAAGGACAAUUGAAACCAUUUUAGAAUAAGGCUGUAUUGUAACAAAAUGUGGAAAAUGUCAAUGGGUCUGAAUACUUUCCGAAUGCGAGACCGUUCUUCCACGAGAAAUGGUGUUGAUGGUGGUGGAAAAUGUUCUCUCAGGUGCCACUCCAGAAUCUCCCUUAAGUGUUCAAUUGGAUUGAGAUCUGGUGACUCUCACUCACACACACACACACACACACACACACUUAUGCUCCUUUGAGACCUCUCUUUCAAAGUCACUGAGAUCUCUUCUAGCCAUGGAAGCCAAAAUAAUGGGUAACUGGGCAUUUUUAUACAUGAUGGGAUGUUAAUUGCUAAAUAAACUGAGGAUCACAGCUGUGUGGAAGCACCUGCUUUCAAUAUACUUUAUAUCCCUCAUUUACUCAAGUGUUUCCUUUACCUGUACAUGCAGUUAUACACCUAUAAACACAUGUUCCUGAAUUUACAGUGCAUUUUUUCCGACUUUUACUCUGCUCUCUCCUCAGGGUACAUAGUGUUUAGCGGUCCGCGGCGCGCUAACGGGGUCCAGGGCCUGCGCUUCAUCAUCCAGUCGGAGAAGGCCCCCCACUACCUGGAGAGCCGGGUAGAGGCCUUCCUAAAAGCCACAGAGAAGUCUGUGGAGGAAAUGAAUGACGAGGCCUUCCAGAAACACAUCCAGGCCCUGGCCAUCCGCCGCCUGGACAAGCCCAAGAAGCUGGCCGCCGAGUGCGCCAAGUACUGGGGGGAGAUCAUCUCCCAGCAGUACAACUUUGACAGAGGUGAGCAUGCGUAGACACUCAAUGAGCAACCACACACCUUUACCUGAGCUGGAGGCCUAAGAGCUUUUUCCAAGUGUUAGCUGUGGGGAGUUUGGUGAGUUAGUGUCGACUAAAUGGAUAUUCCUCCUGACCCUCCUCCUAUUAUAACUGCUAGGAGGCCUUGUUAUAUGAACAGGUGUUUUGAGUGAGAUUAAUUUAUCACGAUAUUGACAUUCUGGAGGAUCCCCGAGGUGAAAGUUGUUGCCACCACGGAACUGCCUGCCGCACAAAUUAGCAUUGAUUAGGCCCCAGAAUAAUCAGCACCCAGAGCACACCUCCACCCAGAGCACACCUCCACCCAGAGCACACCUCCUGAGUGCUGUUAUGGGCUGGAAAUCUGCCCUAAACCCCUGUGCGAUCCAAGUAGAGGGUGAUGAUGACCAUGUUUUCAUUGUUGGAGGGGAAGGAUAGGAGACUGAGGGCCGCAACGGUCUGCACACCAAGGUAAUGAUAGGAAGUGGAGCCUAGUCAAUAGUGGAACAUUGUACAGCCAGGUCAGUGUGGGUGGUGACCCUGUAAAGCUAUUGUGUUGCUCCUUACAGAAGCUUUUUAUAUAGAAGUAAGAGGGUAAGAGAGGAAUUCUUAUUUAAGAGUUAAACUAUUUAUUUCAUGGUAUCCUUCUGGUGAUGAGUAUGUAGGGACUUUGCCACUAGUUCUGUUCUACAUUCAUGCAUACAUACAAAAGUUUCCCCCCCUGUUUAGGUCUAAGCUGAAGUGAUAUCUCAAAUCAUCCUCUGUUAGUCCUAAGUAUUUCCUGUUGUUUUCUAGAUAACAUUGAGGUGGCCUAUCUGAAGACGUUGACUAAAGAAAACAUCAUGCAGUUCUACCGGGUGAGUAGCGCUCUCUCCAUUUGCAUUGCAUACCACUUACGUUUUAGGUAAAGUCAUACUUUCUCACACAAGCAGUUGCCAUGGAGACAUACAAUCUUUUCUAGCUAUUUUUUUCUUUUCUUCACCCCCCUCCCAUUUUGAGAUGUCUGCUGUAUAUAAUUCUUACUCUUUACCAUAGGACUCAAUUGGUGUCUGUAUGUGUGCCCAUGUGCGUGCAACUGGAAGAUGGCACCCUGUUUUAUUUAUUCCCCUCCACCACUCUUAUCCUCCACGUCCUGGUUCUAUUCAUAGCUUUGGAGGGGACACUGACACGGUGCGCUGUGCUCAUGGAAUAACAACAACCAUAAUGAGGGGUUGCGUCACCGCCAGGGUGGUGUGUGUUUCAAGGGGAUAAGGGGACCAAGGAUACAGAGGCAAUGAAAGACUUCCCAUAUUUCUACGUCAGCAGAAGCAGCACAGGCCCCAUGCAGAAUAUUUUAAUUAUGUAAUACAUUUCUAAUGCUGUAUCGGUAGUAAUCACAUCACCAUCUUUUUUUACCACUACCUCCCUCAGUCUAUUUGACUGUGGAAUUCUAUGUUUUGAUGCAGAAUACUGGGAACUUAAUUCAGUGUUUCCCCUUAGGAUAUUUUCAGCAGCGGUGGCAAAGGUAGCUGGGGGUGGGAGGGGGGGGUCUGGGUGUUGCAGUGGGCGUGGCCAAUGGCGCUGUCACUGACCGCACAUUUUAGAGGCCAUCAACUUGGCAACAGAGACUAAAUGUUGCUCUUUUAAAGCUAAUUUUGCCAUUGGGCGGAAAGAGCAAAUUGCCAUUUAAAAAAUAAUUUCCUGCAUAACUAUUCACCCCCCCCAAAGUCAAUACUUUGUAGAGCCACCUUCUGCAGCAAUUACAGCUGCAAGUCUCUUGGGGUAUGACUCUAUAAGCUUGGCACAUCUAGCCACUGGGAUUUUUGCCCAUUCUUCAAGGCAAAACUGCUCCAGCUCCUUCAAGUUGGAUGGGUUCCGCUGGUGUCCAGCAAUCUUUAAGUCAUACCACAGAUUCUCAAUUGGAUUGAGGUCUGGGCUUUGACUAGGCCAUUCCAAGACAUUUAAAUGUUUCCCCUUAAACCACUCAAGUGUUGCUUUAGCAAUAUGCUUAGGGUCAUUGUCCUGCUGGAAGGUGAACCUCUGUCCCAGUCUCAAAUCUCUGGAAGACUGAAACAGGUCUUCCUCAAGAAUUUCCCUGUAUUUAGCGCCAUCCAUCAUUCCUUCAAUUCUGCCGAUGAAAAACAUCCCCACAGCAUGAUGCUGCCACCACCAUGCUUCACUGUGGAGAUGGUGUUUUCGGGGUGAUGAGAGGUGUUGGGUUUGCGCCAGACAUAGCGUUUUCGUUGAUGGCCAAAAAGCUCAAUAUUAGUCUCAUCUGACCAGAGUACCUUCUUCCAUAUGUUUGGGGAGUCUCCCACAUGCCUUUUGGUGAACACCAAACUUGUUUGCUUAUUUUUUUUUAAAGCAAUGGCUUUUUUCUGGCCACUCUUCCAUAAAUCCCAGCUCUGUGGAGUGUACGGCUUAAAGUUGCUCUAUGGACAGAUACUCCAAUCUCCGCUGUGGAGCUUUGCAGCUCCUUCAGGGUUAUCUUUGGUCUCUUUGUUGCCUCUCUGAUUAAUGCCCUCCUUGCCUGGUCUGUGAGUUUUGGUGGGCAGCCCUCUCUUGGCAGGUUUGUUGUGGUGCCAUAUUCUUUCCAUUUUUUUAUAAUGGAUUUAAUGGUGCUCCGUGGGAUGUUCAAAGUUUCAGAUAAUUUUUUAUAACCCAACCCUGAUCUGUACUUCUCCACAAAUUUGUCACUGACCUGUUUGGAGAGCUCCUUGGUCUUCAUGGUGCCGCUUGCUUGCUUGGUGGUUCCCCUUGCUUAGUGGUGUUGCAGACUCUGGGGCCUUUCAGAACAGGUGUAUAUAUACUGAGAUCAUGUGACAGAUCAUGUGACACUUAGAUUGCACACAGGUGGACUUUAUUUAACUAAUUAUGUGACUUCUGAAGGUAAGUGGUUGCACCAGAUCUUAUUUAGGGGCUUCAUAGCAAAGGGGGGUGAAUACAUAUGCACGCACCACUUUUCCAUAAUUGUUUAGAAUUUUUUGAAACAAGUUAUUUUUUUCAUUUCACUUCACCAAUUUGGACUAUUUUUUGUAUGUCCAUUACAUGAAAUCCAAAUAAAAAUCUAUUUAAAUUACAGGUUGUAAUGCAACAAAAUAGGAAAAACGCCAAGGGGGAUGAAUACUUUUGCAAAGCACUGUAACUGAUGCGUGCUACUGAUGCACUGUAGGAAGAUGAUGCGCAAGUGGAGACUGUGCGCUCGUGGCUCUCAUGCCACUGCUCACUCUGCUACAAAUUCUGAUCUUAAAGGGAUAUUGUGAGAUUUUGGGAAUUAAGCCCUUUUUUACUUAGUCAGAUGAGCUCAUAGAUACCAUUGUUAUGUCUGUGUGCAGUUUGAAGGACGUUAUCACAAUGAGCAUGCUAGCUGUUCCCAUAGACUUCGUCAUGGCGCUAAUGCUAGUUAGCAAUUGCGCUAAUGCUAGUUAGCAACAUCCUUCAAACUGCACGCAGCUAUAACAAUGGUAAGGUCCCGUGUAGCUCAGUUGGUAGAGCAUGGCGCUUGCAACGCCAGGGUUGUGAGUUCGAUUCCCACGGGGGGCCAGUAUGAAAAAUGUAUGCACUCACUAACUGUAAGUCGCUCUGGAUAAGAGCGUCUGCUAAAUGACUAAACAUUUAAAUGUAUUCAUGAGUUCAUCUGACUCUGGGUAUGAAAAGUGCUUACUAUCCCUUUAAAAGUGUGUCUCGGCAGAAGUAUUUGUAAAAAAUAAUAAUUCGAUUUUAUUUGUAAAACUAUUUUUGGCAGUGGCAGCAACUAUUUAGCAGCGGCGGGGUGUCGCUGCUGAAUUAAUAUAGGGGAAACACUGUAAUUUAUUUUUCGCAGACAGUGAACUUAAUAAAGGCUUCAGUUAAAUGGUAUGUCUCUUCUCUGUCUCUAUCAAAAUCCUGUCCUUUGUAGGAUCUGUUGGCGGUGGACGCACCCAAGAGGCACAAGGUGUCUGUGCACGUCCUGUCUAGGGAGAUGGACUCCUGUGAGUAUUGUACUAGUGAUGGAGAGUUUUUGGGGUGGAGGAUAUAAAUUCAAUUGGGUUUGUUAGUGUGAAUAUGUUGAUUUUACUGUUUUUAACAGUUGUGUUGAAAUGUCUUUGUCUUUUGUUUAGGCCCCAUCGUGGGAGAGUUCCCUGCCCAGAAUGAUGUCAACCUGGCCCCUGCCCCAUCCCUGCCACAGGUAAUGUGGAUUCACCUUUCUCUGUGUGUGUGUUCCAUUAGCACAGCAGUGUUGGUGUGUAACAUACUGACCUGUCCAUCUCUCUCUGUGCAGCCUACAUUGGUGCAGGACAUGACUGAGUUCAAGAGGAGCCUGCCCCUCUUUCCCCUGGCCAAGCCUCACAUCAACUUCAUGGCUGCCAAACUGUGA
Coregonus sp. 'balchen' is the source of this 30647-nucleotide messenger RNA. NCBI's taxonomy places the organism in Eukaryota, Metazoa, Chordata, Actinopteri, Salmoniformes, Salmonidae. The record is from the annotation of a GenBank genome assembly.